CGCUCUCUGGUGCAGGUUGGCGGGCCGGGCCAAAGCUGGACCGGAAGUGCGGGCUGAGGGGAGCUAGGGGCCGGCAGAGCUGCAGCCGAGGUCUCGACUGGGACCAUGAAGCGGGACGUGCGGAUCCUGCUGCUGGGCGAGGCCCAGGUGGGGAAGACCUCGCUGAUCAUGGCCCUGGUGGGCGAGGAGUUCCCCGAGGAGGUUCCCCCUCGAGCUGAAGAGAUCACAAUUCCAGCUGAUGUUACCCCUGAGAAGGUGCCUACUCACAUUGUUGAUUACUCAGAAACAGAACAGACGGAAGAAGAACUGAAGGAUGAGAUCCACAAGGCAAAUGUGGUAUGCAUGGUGUAUGAUGUUUCUGAGGAUUCCACCAUUGAGAAGAUCCGAACAAAGUGGAUUCCGUUGGUGAAUGGGAGAGCAGAAAAAGGGCCCAGAAUCCCUAUCAUUCUGGUGGGGAACAAGUCAGACCUACGCUCUGGGAGCUCCAUGGAGACCAUUCUGCCAAUCAUGAACCAGUUCUCUGAGAUAGAGACAUGUGUAGAGUGUUCUGCCAAGAACUUGAAAAACAUCUCAGAGUUGUUCUAUUAUGCUCAAAAGGCAGUUUUACACCCUACAGCCCCCUUGUAUGAUCCAGAGGAGAAGCAGCUAAGGCCAGCUUGUGCUCACGCGCUCACCCGCAUCUUCAGACUCUCUGACCAGGACAACAACCAGGUGCUAAGUGACCAUGAGCUCAACUACUUUCAGAAAUCAUGCUUUGGAAAUCCUUUGGCCCCCCAAGCCUUAGAGGAUGUGAAGAUGGUGGUGUGUAAGAACACAACAGAUGGCGUGAAGGAUGACGGGCUGAGCUUGGAUGGUUUCCUCUUUCUGAACACCCUCUUCAUUCAGAGGGGCCGUCAUGAGACCACCUGGACCAUCCUACGCCGCUUUGGCUAUGAUGAUGAGCUGGAGCUGACUGAUGACUAUCUUCACCCACUGAUCCGUGUUCCUCCUGGCUGUACCACUGAGCUCAAUCACUUUGGUUACCAGUUUUUGCAAAAGAUGUUUGAGAAGCAUGAUAAGGACCAAGAUGGAGCCCUCUCCCCUUCUGAGCUUCAGAGCCUCUUUAGUCCAUUCCCUUCUGUGCCGUGGGGCCCUGAACUCUACAAUACGGUAUGCACCAAUGAUAAAGGCCUGCUUUCCCUGCAUGGAUUCCUCUGCCAGUGGACAUUAGUAACUUACCUGAACAUCCACCACUGCCUGGAGCACCUUGGUUACCUGGGUUACCCUAUCCUGUGUGAGCAAGACUCUCAAACACAUGCCAUCACAGUCACCAGAGAGAAGAAAAUGGAUCUGGAAAAGGGACAGACGCAAAGGAAUGUCUUCCUCUGUAAAGUGAUUGGUGCUCAGGGCGUAGGCAAGUCAGCAUUUUUACAGGCCUUCCUUGGGAAGAACUUAGAGGCCCUCAGGGAGCACCCAGGAGAACAAUCCUUCCAUGUCAUCAACACAGUGCAAGUCAACGGGCAAGAGAAAUAUUUAAUACUGUGUGAGGUAGAAGCAGACACACAAUUCACCACAGCAUCCAGCGCUGCCUGUGAUGUGGCCUGCUUGAUGUUUGCUGUGAAUGACCCUAAAUCCUUCACCUACUGCACCAGUAUUUAUAAGCAAUACUAUAUGGACGGACAGAUCCCCUGCCUCUUUGUUGCUUCCAAGUCUGAUCAGCCAGAAGUGAUCCCUCCACGUGGGAUGUCCCCAGCUGAGUUCUGCUACAGGCACCAUCUCCCUCCACCUUGCUACUUCACCAGCACUGGUCCCAGUGCCCCCAGCACCACUGUUUUCACCCGACUGGCAACUCUGGCCACUUUCCCGCACUUGAGUGAUUUAGAACUUCGCACAGCCUCCUUUUGGCUCCGGAUGACCCUGGGGGCCACCGUGGCUGCAGUCAUUGGAUUCACCCUUUACAAGACCCUAGUGAAGAACAAGUAAGGGGAGGGUCUGAGUCCCACCAGAUGCUGCUGUAGCUGACUCCUCCUCACCAUCCUGCCAGGGCAGAUCAGGGCUGCCCAGAUCCUGGAGGGACACUCCCUGCUGAGUUCUGCCUGCCUCUGCCUCAGAGCCUGUUAUGUACCUUCAACUGGUAUUUGAUGAUGCACCUUCCCCCCACCUUGCUGUCUUCUCUAAACUCAAUGUUCCCAAUCUCAGGGCCCUUGGGAGGGGCUAAGGAAGCAGGCGGCCCUCCCUCAGAUCGUAGUUCCUAUUUUUAGAGUUUUUAGAGUUUUCAGGCUCAUUCACCCAGAGAAGCCAGGUACCUGUCUAUCUGUCUGAAAGGAGGCUUGGGGCUGGCUUCAGGAGGUGCAACCUCUUGGGCUUCCCUGCUUGAUUUCAGGGUAGCAUGUGUGAGGGGAGGGGAACUGGCACAGCCCCAGAAGUCCACAGUGGUCAACAGGAAGAUGUUUCCUCUUGAUCCCAACUUUCAGCCCAGGUUUACAGUGGGGAGACUGCAGAAAUCUAGUGUGUGGGGUUCUCAGCUGUGCAGAUCUCCCUCCAUUAGUCACAAACUGUGCCCCAGCCCAUGCUUACUCAUCUGGGUCUGACACACUGAUUCCCAAAGAAGUAUCUCUAGCAGUGUUCUGAGCCACAUCUCUUUUCCUCCCCUGGCUUGCUCAGAUGUUCUUAAAUCUCCAGCUUCCUCCUCCCAGCCUCAUGCCCUUGGCCUCUCCUUGGCUGCAGUGCCACUUGGGCUGCUCUGAGGGCCUGUGCCAUUUUGGCACUGUAGGACCACUGAACUGGAAGAGCCUCUAGCGGGGAGGCCUAUGGCCUCAAACCUGGAAUUCGCCUUAGCCAGCCUCCAACUCUGGGUCACCUCUCCUUCCCUUCCUCAGCACGCUUGGGGCUCUAAGGUUUCCCAAGCUCAAGUGCAUGCUGAAGCUAUCUUAUGGGUCUGGGAAUAGGGAGAAUCAGGAGACGGCCCCUGGAGUAGGCCAGGCCGUUCAGGAUUUUUCCACCAUGAAUGACCUAGAUUUCCAACUAAUGAAAUAAUCACUCUCAUUCCUCACUUCAGUAUGUGUACACAUUAGGGCAUGAAGAAAAAGUAAUCUUGUUUCCCAUUUAAAGCGGAAAUUGUAUUUUUUCUAUUGCUGAGACCUCACACUUUGAAAAAUCUCUUUUUAUGUCAACCUACAACAUAUCUCUACAUCCUCAGUCUUAGUGUGGGUUGGAAUCCAUGCUUCUUUCUCCUCUCUUCCUCUUCCUCCAACCCUUUCCAUGAAGGCAUAUCACUUGAAGAAUCCUCCACCAGGAAUGCUCUCCCCAUCGUAUCCAUGUCUGUUGUCCGUCCCUUCCCGCUGGCAUUCAAUGCCUCAUCUGGCUUCUGAGUCUGAGGCAGGGUUAGGAAACAGCCAGUUAAGCGGGGGGGGCAAGCAUUUGAACCUUUCAAGUACACUCAGGGUAGGGCAGUUUACGUUGUGCUGUUGUGAUAGUGUUAUGUAAACUACCUUUUUAUGCAGUAAUCUAUUUUUUUUUUAAGGAUCUAUUUUAGAGCCACAGCCUAGAUCCAUUCCAGCCCUGGUUCUGCGUAUCUGGAGCAGGGUUGUGUGCUUUGGUGCACUAACAUCAAGGGCCUGUGUUAAUCAUUGAGGUUACUUUAAAGGGAAGACUUCACCUAUUUAAAAUAGGUGUUUUCCAUCUGAGGCUGACUGAGCUGUGACUUUCCUUGAUGAGCAGAAGAAAGGGGAUGCUGCAUUUCCCUACAAGUUUCUUAAACUUCUCCUGCCCCUAGAGAUGACAAGCAGAGGCGCGAGGAUGCAGCCAGAAGAGGGCAAUUUGUUCACUGUCCUGUUCAGUUCAGAUCCUUGUCCCGGGGUUGGCUCUGUCUACCUCCUAAUGUCAAGAGGUGGCCUGGUUCCUGCUGAGGUGGCAUAGAAGACAAGACCUGGUGGUCAGAGGACUGGGGGAGAAAGAGGUCUUGGCCAUCUUCUUCUUCUAAAUAAAUUAUCCACCGAACAAAUGUUCAGCUCUGGAGGUUGUGUCCCCAGGCCCUUUCUAGGUAGGGACUAUACUGAUUCAGCCCAAGAAAAUAAAGGGCAAAUGGUGCAGUGUGUCCUAGAAGAGAACCAACUUGAGAUGAGUGUCCGUUUUCUCUUUGAGAUGUGGUUUUCAAUGUUGACAGUAACCUGUGUCCUGAUUUUCAGUUUGGGAACACAUUUCUCUUGAGAGCCAGUGCCCCAGCUGCUCUAUAAGCCCAAUUCUUGGGCUCUCUUCACUAUUUCUAGACAAAAACAAGAGAGGGAGCUGGUGUUGUCAUAGUAGAAAGGGCCUAGGAUCGUCUCUGGGUGUGGGAAAGAGUUAUACUGCUAUCAGAAGGCCCUGCUGGUCACCAGCCUUCACUGGUAGAGGCUGGGUUAACAGGAUUCUCCCAGCUUCAGCAUGGCUUUGGGGAAUCUAGCCAAGGGCCUCCACCUGGGAUAUCUCUUUUUAUCACUGGCUGCUCUCCAUGCUGCUCUAACAUCAUUUGGACCGUUGUCCUGCUGCCAGCGCUGCUCCCAUCCAGCCCAGGGGAACAGGGUCUGGGUUGGGACCCAAGAAAUGCCACUUCUCAAUGGCUCUUUCUACUUGAGUAUCGUGUUCAUUGUCCAAAGCCAUAUAAUUUUAUGAUGGGAUAAACACUUUUCAAUAAAAUCAGUGUUUGUGCACACUAA
This is a messenger RNA of Dromiciops gliroides (monito del monte), 4673 nucleotides long. RefSeq names its product ras homolog family member T2 (gene RHOT2). Gene Ontology annotation, molecular function: calcium ion binding; GTPase activity; GTP binding. The record is from RefSeq and is a predicted model, not a curated record. Gene Ontology annotation, cellular component: mitochondrial outer membrane. The transcript has 19 exons. The coding region runs from base 106 to 1962 and encodes 618 amino acids. Gene Ontology annotation, biological process: regulation of mitochondrion organization; mitochondrion transport along microtubule; mitochondrion organization. NCBI's taxonomy places the organism in Eukaryota, Metazoa, Chordata, Mammalia, Microbiotheria, Microbiotheriidae.